Messenger RNA from Ostertagia ostertagi, 690 nucleotides. NCBI's taxonomy places the organism in Eukaryota, Metazoa, Nematoda, Chromadorea, Rhabditida, Trichostrongylidae. The record is from the annotation of a GenBank genome assembly.
AUGCGUUGCUAUCUGCUUCUUGCAACAGCUGGCAUGGCACUUGCUGAUUACCGGUCUCAGAACUCGGGCUACGAAACUGCUGAAGUCAUGCAGCCUGCACCACCUUCUCCAGUAUCUGCUGAUGGAGGCGAUCAACAGGCAUACAAUACUGACGGCAAGCAAUUUCCUUCCGUAAGGCCUCCACCUCCAUCGCAAAUGUGUCCUCCCGCUCCUCCAACAAAUUACCCCACCCCUCGCAACCAUCCUACCCAGCUCCAUCUCCACCUAGCUACCCUAAAACUCCGCAGACUUCCUACCCAAAACCUUCUUACACAUCACAGCCCCAAACUACCUACCCCACCUGCUUACCCUGCACCAUCUCACCUGCCUACCCUGCACCAUCUCAACCUGCUUACCCUGCACCAUCUCAACCUGCUUACCCUGCACCAUCUCAACCUUCUUACCCAUCUCCACCUUCACCCAGCUAUCCUAAAAGUCCUCAGCCAAACCCAACUGUUCCAUCCACUUACACAGGACAAAGUAAACCAUCCUACCCUGCCCCAUCUCAACCAGCUUACCCAGGAUCGGCUCAACCUACCAAUGAAUUUCCAAUGGGCGGAAACAACAUCGGCUACAAAGCUCGCCUUCGCGCACGUCACUGAUUGCAUUUCGGUGUGGCACCGCUCGAUAUUCGUUGAACUGCUCAGAUAG